Molecule: messenger RNA, 900 nt
Organism: Symbiodinium sp. CCMP2592
Lineage: Eukaryota; Dinophyceae; Suessiales; Symbiodiniaceae
Source: the annotation of a GenBank genome assembly
AUGGCUUCCGGCGGCGGAUACCGUAGUCAGUCGGGACAAAGUCUUUCGUCUCUCGGAGAAGCUCCGUGCAUACAGCGGGAGAUGAGUAGCAAACUCUGCGGCGUGCGCCGAAAUAGCAGCAGCUUUGCGCUGCUGAAGCGCCUGGAGGCAGCUGGACCCGAGUGGCGCGAUGUGGAGGGCCUGAGCGAUCCAAGCAUCGACCACAGCGCUUCGGAGCAGGAUGUCCAGGAUAAGUCUGCCAUCAGCCCCUCUCAGUAUCGGUGGGCCGCGGAGCGCGACAGGUUCUUGUCCAUCCUAGAACUCCAAGCCCCUGCGUACCCACGGAUCCUCUGCGUGGCGCGGCGAUAUUUGCGAAAAAACAAGUAUGUGGACAUCACUGGUGAGUUUCACUUGGACCUCAUCCAGGACAAUGGGGGCGCCCCCAUCAUCCUGCCCCGCACGACAAAGACCAUCGCGCAGCUGUGCGAGUACUUGCCGAUGGACGGCCUGGUCAUUGCCGAAGGCAAUGACUUGUCUGACGACAUCUUGAAGAAGUACGGCUGCAGCAUUCCUGAGCGCCUCAGUGGGGAGGCCGCGAAGAAGUUCGCCAGCGACACAGAGAUGGAUGUGUCCAAAGAUGAGCUGGAGUUCGCUCUCAUGCGCUUCGCAUUAGCGGCCGGAGUGCCGAUUCUGACUUUCUGCCGUGGCUCGCAGAUGCUGAACGUCAUGAGAGGAGGGACUCUCAUAGGUGACAUCGAGAGCCAGACCGACAGCAAGAUCAAGAAGCGCAAGCUGAGCAAUGACCUCAGAGAGCUUCGUGCUGAGCAUGCCCGCUCGCAGCAGCGCAUUCUAGCCAUGGAGCAGGAGCUCCAGCAGCCUGGCACGGAUGACAUGGCAAACCCGCGAGACAUUUCGGCCUGA